UUCGCUGCCCUUCCUUUCUUCCUCAUCGCUGCAUCCAACCAUGCCGCCCCGCGGUAGCGAAGGAUAUGAUUUCACUCCAAUCUUGACGCACUAUCUCUUCUUGUUUACAAGCAUUCUUGCCAUCGCAGGCUGGUUCACUGCUUUCAUCGGUCAAGCUGUCGCCUCAGCAAGAUUUGGCGCGCACAGGACCGUCGGCGUGCUAUGGUUCGCCAUCUUUUUGCAGCUGUUCCUCAUCCUAGGUGUACUACACACUCUUGCAAGCGAUUCCAUCGCUAUGCAUCGUUUUCAAAUCUCAGUAUUCGGCGCUAUUGCGACUGUUUUCGCAGUCUUUGGUGUUGACAUGGGCAUUUUUUCGGGCGAAAGCUCACUCGAUGCUAUGGGCGCAGGAUGGCUCAUCCUCGCAAUAGUCGACAUACUUUGGGUCCUUUACUUCACAUCCGAAGAGGACUCUCUGACUUUGCACAUCUUUAACUCAAUGGGUACGGGCGGUCUAUCACCGCCUAGUAGACGCCGACGCGGCGGUCGCGGACAAUCGAUGCACAUGGCGGGCAACGGCUACACAGGUAGCUACGCAGGCGGCGGAAUCGGACCGGGGGAUGUACCGUACGACACCAAGAUAGGCAGCGGCGUCGGCAUGGACAUGAACAUGAACGCACGUAGCAAUGGCAGUCUUGGUCCGACUGGUGGUGCAAGCAUUGGUGCUGCGACUAGGAGUUUGGGACCGACUGGAAGCAUUAGCGGCGUGCAGAGUACGGGAGUUCCUGAUACUGUUGGCGCAAGUUCGCCUUUGAUGGGGAGCGGUAAUGCCGGUGUUGGCGCUGGUGGUGGAAUGUCGAGCCCUGAGCCAUCUGCCGCCAUUGAUUCUGCUGUGGUGCCGGAAUUUCGGGCGAAGGCACUGUACGCUUAUAAAGCAUCCCCUGAUGACGCGAAUGAGAUUUCGUUCGACAAGAACGACAUUCUCGAAAUACUUGAUAAACAAGGGAAGUGGUGGCAAGCAAAGAAAGCAGAUGGGUCUGUCGGAAUUGCACCGUCGAAUUACCUACAGCUCAUAUGAUCAUGGGAAGCAUAUACUUUGCCGCACCGUACAUCUACUCACGGCUAAAUCAUGCCUUUAACGCUUCUCAUACCCCACGUUCACCCUUCUCUCGUUAACGUUUCUGUUCUCGUAUGUGUUUUUUUACAGUGAUGUACAGGAAGGAGUUCUCUGUCCAUUCUGUGGUGUUCUUUUCCUCUACUAAAUAUCGUAUUUUCUGCUUACCUUCUGUGUAUCAUGUCUACUAGUCCGGACAUACCACUUUUCCGUUUCCGCUCUGCAGAUUUUGCUUACUUCCUAGGCGCGGGCGCGCUUGAUUCUUGUGCAUCUCCUGGCCGAUUUCUGAGCGGACGCACUGACGUAGACGCCCAUAUUGCCUUUUCAGCACCCUUUGUCUGGGUAUACAUAAUAGCAAGAGCAACCUGUUUGUAUCUAUGCCAAUGAAAGAUUCUUCC
Fomitiporia mediterranea MF3/22 is the source of this 1488-nucleotide messenger RNA. RefSeq lists its product as uncharacterized. The transcript is spliced from 5 exons. Gene Ontology annotation, molecular function: protein binding. The record is from RefSeq and is a predicted model, not a curated record. Lineage: Eukaryota; Fungi; Basidiomycota; Agaricomycetes; Hymenochaetales; Hymenochaetaceae. Bases 41 to 1054 code for a protein of 337 amino acids.